This is a messenger RNA of Diaporthe citri, 1107 nucleotides long. RefSeq lists its product as uncharacterized. The transcript has a single exon. Gene Ontology annotation, molecular function: magnesium ion binding; NAD binding; oxidoreductase activity, acting on the CH-OH group of donors, NAD or NADP as acceptor. The record is from RefSeq and is a predicted model, not a curated record. The coding region runs from base 1 to 1107 and encodes 368 amino acids. Lineage: Eukaryota; Fungi; Ascomycota; Sordariomycetes; Diaporthales; Diaporthaceae.
AUGUCCUCCACCAACAGCGCCAAACCCCUCCGCAUAGCCGUCAUCCCCGGCGAUGGCAUCGGCACAGAAGUCAUGCCACAUGGCGUCCGCAGCGUCCAAGCUGCGGCAUCGCUCUUCAACAUCCCCAUCGAGUUCACAUCCUUCGACUUCUCCAGCUGCGCCUACUACGCCAAACAUGGCGACAUGCUGCCGCCAGACUGGAAGGAGACGCUCUCCGCCUAUGACGCAAUCUACUUCGGCGCCGUGGGGCUGCCCGACCAGGUGCCGGACGACGUGUCGCUGUGGGGCAGCCUGCUCAAGUUCAGGCGCGAGUUCGACCAGUACAUCAACCUGCGGCCGUGCCGCCUCAUGCCGGGCGUCAAGUGCCCGCUGGCGGGCCGCAAGCCGGGCGAUAUCGACUUCUGGAUCGUGAGGGAGAACACCGAGGGCGAGUACAGCAGCAUCGGCGGCAAGAUCUUCGAGGGCACCGACCGCGAGACCGUAAUCCAGGAGACGGUCAUGACCCGCGUUGGUGUUGAUCGCGUGCUCAAGUAUGCGUUCGACCUGGCGCAGGGAAGGCCGCGGAGGAAGCUCACCAGCGCCACCAAGAGCAAUGGGAUAUCAAUCACGAUGCCGUACUGGGAUAGCAGGGUGAAGGAGAUGGCUGCGAAGUAUCCUGAGGUGGACGUCGACAAGUAUCAUAUCGAUAUCCUGACAGCUCACUUUGUCCAGCGGCCUCAGAUCUUCGAUGUCGUGGUCGGCAGCAAUCUGUUUGGGGAUAUCCUAUCUGAUCUGGGACCGGCCUGUACCGGUACCAUUGGUAUCGCACCGUCGGGAAACAUCAAUCCGGACAAGAAGUUCCCCAGCCUGUUCGAGCCUGUGCACGGAAGCGCCCCUGAUAUCGCUGGCAAGGGCGUUGCGAACCCGGUCGGUAUGAUCUGGGCUGGCUCCAUGAUGCUGCAGCACCUGGGCCACCAAAAUGCUGCGGAUGUCGUACUCAAGGCCAUCGAAGCUGUCCUUGCACGGUCGGAACCGGAUGUCAUGACGGCUGAUAUGGGAGGAAAGGGAACCACGAAGAGCCUUGGAGAGGCCGUGGAACAGGAGAUUCUGGCGGGUAAAACACAUUGA